GGAAUUCAAGAAGAACAUGACAAGGCACAAAGCUUUGAUAAAAAAAAUAUUCGGUUAAGCUCUCGUGAAAUAGAAAUAGAUCACAAACGAUAUAGCACACAUCGUAAAUGAGGCAUAUAAAUACCUAGUCAUACAGAAAGAGAAAGUUUUUUUUCUAUUAAUUAGUGUGCAUAUUUCAUUAUUUGAGCUACUGAAGACCUUCAUUGACUAUUGUUACAAGUCACAUGGCGGUGAAAUAAUGAUUCUAUGCAACAUAAACUCCAAUACACAGAAAACUAUCGAACGUUGUUGAAGUGUGGGUGUAUCGAGCGCAUCAGCAGUAAAAUUUGUGGACAAUUAAUUCCUUACAUGUGCUGAAUGUCAUUACUUAGAUAUUGGUAGGAAAACUGGACUUCAAUGAAAUCGUAAAAUGCCGUCAAAAGUGUCAGUAUCUUCAGUAUCCUAUGACGAGCCGUCAACAUGUACAGGAAAUACGGACGUUUCGAACACUCCAUCAUGUCCAAGCUUUAAAGUUCAAGUUCCACCGGAAGCGGAUCGAGAGAACAUGCAAAUUUCGGAUGGACGGACACCAAACAAAUCAGCAUGCUCCAAAUGCGGAAUCCUGAUGCUUAAGAUAGCGACUGGCCUGUUAAGUGGUGUCCUGUUAGGAAUAGCCCUGGAGAAAUCCCGAGUAUUUGAUCCUAAGAGUGUCCGGAAUCAGAUGGUGUUUGAAAGUUUCACCAUGCUGAAGAUGUUCUUGUCUGCGGUGGCUGCAGGUCAAAUAGUUUUGUCCAUAAUAUCAGUAAUCCCUAAGACGAAGCAGUACUUUGAGAGGGCGUCUGAACAGUUUGUUGCCUGCUUUGUCCAGAAGGGGAUUCUUUCUACAGUACUGGGUUCGUUUAUUUUCGGAGUUGGCAUGUCCCUGUGUGGUGCUUGUCCUGCCAUGGUCUUUGCGCAGAUAGGCAGUGUUGUACCAAACGCAGUAUUCUCUCUUAUCGGCGGAUUAUUCGGCGCUCUGACGUACGGACUUAUUGCUCCAUACAUAGAAAAAACAACCAAGCCAAAGAAACCCCUUGCAGUACACCAAGUUUAUAAAAAAUUCAAUCUGCCAUACGUAGUGCUAGCUCUUCCAAUGGCAGUUUUUCUGGCUGGAGGAGUUGCCGUUCUUGAGUGGCUGUGGCCAAUGAGUAAAGACCUAGAUAAUUUAAACAUUGAAAUUAGUUCAGACAAAAAUUUCAUGCAGCAGAUUGCCUGGCCGCCAUAUGCUGCAGGUGUCCUGGUUGGACUGUGUCAGAUUCCGGUGGUUCUAGUUCUUUGUGACACGCUGGGCGGAUCCUCUUGUUAUGCUACUAUAGUAUCCCAGUGGGUGAUCACGGAGAGACUACAGAAACUGUUUCCUUACCUGGCCAGGUGUAGGGGCGGUAUGGGCAAUUGGUGGCAGGUGUUCCUAGUAAUCGGAGUAACAGGUGGCGCUGUUUUGUCUGCGGGACUGUCAUCGUCAAUCGGAAGUAUUGAGGGCGUAAGCGUUCCUGAUGCUGUAAUUGGUGGGGUUCUCAUGCUGUGGGGAUCACGAUUUGCUUCCGGGUGCACAAGCGGUCACGGGAUAUCAGGAAUGGGCCUUUUCGCCUGGUUGUCACUUUUAGCAGUGCCUUCCAUAUUUGCCGGGGGAAUUUCAACUGCUUUUCUGAUGAAGUUGACGGGCGUUAAAGAUAACUUUGUUACUUACACCGGUGCAGUGUGAUUUCCUAGAUAGGAUUAUUUUAUUAUGUAUUUUCGUUACGAACCCUACACAAUGAUUGAUUUGGUUUGAUGACAUUUGUAUUUUCUUUGAUUUAUCUGUCAACCACACCGUGAUUCUAGCACACCCUGGUCUGUCAUCUAAAUAAAAACCAUCAUAGCAAUACAUCAUUACUAUCAGUAAUUUUCUUAUACACGUACAAACAUGUAUUAGUAUUAAAAUGGUGCCAUAUUCUAUGUAAAAAGGGAGUUAAAUCCAAUUUAUAUUGUUGGAAAAUCGUUAAGUAGUUUGAUAUUUUAUGAUGUUAAGAUAUAACUUAUGGUGUAACAACUGUUUGUCAAGGGAGGUAACGACCCUCCGGUAUAAUGGAAAUAACUCUUUGUUAAACAAUAUGUUUCCUUAAGAACUUUUUAAUCAACUGUCAGGAAUCUAAAAUUUUGCCCAGUACAAUAAACGUAUUACUUAAUUUGUUUAAAAUUCAUUAACUUCUCUAGCUUUUCGUAGAAAAUUGUGACAAGCACAGAAAUUUAAAUUCCUUUAAACUCAGCAAAGAGUUGUCUCCCUCAGAUAAAUGUAUAUCAAUACAUAAUAAAUAUAGAAAAAUGUUCAAAAUACUCACUCGUCUAUACAUGUACAAUAUCAUAUGUCAUUUAUAAACACGUAUUUCAAUUGAUGUGCAUAGCACUGAACAUGUAUCCCUUGUUUACAAUUGUUGAUUUUUAUAUAAUCACUAUAUAUGUAUUUGGAAGAAUAUUUUUGUUUCAUAAAUUAU
Messenger RNA from Saccostrea echinata, 2489 nucleotides. RefSeq names its product thiosulfate transporter TsuA-like. The transcript is spliced from 11 exons. The coding region runs from base 410 to 1720 and encodes 436 amino acids. The record is from RefSeq and is a predicted model, not a curated record. Gene Ontology annotation, cellular component: plasma membrane. Lineage: Eukaryota; Metazoa; Mollusca; Bivalvia; Ostreida; Ostreidae.